AUGUCUACCAUCAUUAUCACCACCACUAUCACUACCACUAUCACUACCAUUACAACUAUCCUUUCCCGCCUGGAGGUGGCCGAUCGGGAGAAUGACGAGCCGCCUGCUGAAAAUGAGGAGGAUGAGGAGGAGAAUGAGCACAGUGAGAGGGGCGAUACUGAAGACCAGCGCCACCCCGAGAAUCGCUCUCCCAGCCCAGUCCAACAGGAGGAGAGCCUUGCACAUAUCGAAACUAGCAGAGUUGGUCUCGCAGUAUUUGAUGACUACUUGAGCCUCUUCAGUCUUGACGCCCAAUCCGCCAAAGCACAAGCUCGCUGGACAAACACUCAGCCCAAUAACGAAGAUCACCGAGAAGGUCCCCCAAGAAAGAAGGCCAGAACCAGCGCCAGCUCCGGGCAGCCUAUUUCUCGCGGAGAUAGUAGCAACACAUCUACUCAGCCUCGACAGAGCGGCAACAUAACGGUCAUCAACAAGGCUCUCGUCAUCUCCGCAGAUAAAGCCUUUCGUGUCUUCAACUGCGACCCAUCAGGUCCACAAGUCAAUAUCUGCUGGCGAGUUCCAGGCCCGCGAAACUUAUGGCUGGCAAGAAUUGGCGAAGCGAUUCAUGAACCUCUCAAGAGCAUCGAAUCUUUGAUGGAAGCCGAGAGAAAGCCGGGCUAUUCUCUCACAACCUUUAUGAUGUCACUUGCUGAUGCAGAAGGCACGAUAUCCAUGAUCUUGUGCAGUUGCAGCGAUCGCAAUUACGAGGAUUUCGAGCGUGGAGAGGGUGCUGUCGUCAAUACAGGUCAAGGCCGUCCACAGCAUUCAGAGGAUGAUACACCUGAAGCAGGCGAUGAACCGCGCACUGAAGAAACUGUAGUCAAUAUCGUAGACGAGUUACCGCGAAGUGGUUUAGUCAUCUUUGACGACUGUGUCAGCUUGGUUCACGUCAACACUCUCCCUGAAAGAGCGCUGAACCGAUGGCGCGAAGAAGAACAGCGACACCAGCAACAACCCCAAGAAACCCAAGAAACCCAACCUCAACGGAGCCAAAUCCCUCCCUCAAUCUACGACGGUUCAGCCCCCGUCCUCUCCAGCCGCAACCUAACCCAAGUCUCCCGAGCAUGCAUCAUCGCGUCAGGCGGCUUCUACGUCGUCAACUGCGACACAUCAGGACCCCAGGUGAACAUCUGCUGGCGUGUCCCUGGUCCUCGAAACAUAUGGCUUGCGAGACUGGCAGCUAGCCCGGAUGGAAGCGACACUGGUAACUCGCCUUCGAUUAUUCCGGGGAUGACGCUGUCGUGUUUUCGGAGGGGGUCGUCGGGGGGUGAGAGUGCGUGGUCGAUUAUUAUGGCCAAGUCUUGUGGUGAUGUGGAGGAGAGGAUUGAGCGUGGGGAGGGGGAGUUGGUGUUUGGGGAGCCGAUCAGUGAUGAGGGUUUGGUUGCUUUUGGGAGGGCUGUUGGGAUUGAGGUUCUCGCCUGCAUACGAAUCUUCAACAUCAACAACCCCGACCUCGCCAUCAUGGAUCCCAAGCACCGUGAUCGAUAUCGCAUCACCAAGACUCAACCCCACGGCAAAGGCGAGAAGAAGCGCCCUCAAGCUUCUGACAAUGCCAGUGGUGCACAACAUCAGCCUCAAGCUCCUUCUCCAAAUAACAAGCCUCCGAGUGAGGCCUCUCAAGGCGACGAUGCGCCUCUCCAGGGUGACGCUACUCAACAUGACAAUCCCCAACGCGACACGAGCCAGGAUGAUACAGGCGCCGCUUACUGGCGUCCUCCUGUAGCAUCCUACAAUCUACUACGCAUUCUUCCAGCCGUCGAAAUCUCGAGCGACCCCAAACUCCUCAUCCGGAACCCUCGCGCUGAGGGCCCUCAAACCGACAUCUGCGCCCAAGUACCUGGCACCUUCAACCACUGGGCCGCGCGGGUCUGUUGCUGUGAUAGUCUCUACGACCUGUAUGAUUGGAUCCUUGGAAAAUCGGGAGAAGAGCAUCCGGAGAUCUGGAUAGGCUCUGUCGAUGCAGCUUCACCAUCACUGGCCCUUCGACAGUCGUCACAGCACCAGACCUACGGACGCUGA
Molecule: messenger RNA, 2058 nt
Organism: Fusarium subglutinans
Lineage: Eukaryota; Fungi; Ascomycota; Sordariomycetes; Hypocreales; Nectriaceae
Exons: 5
Coding region: 1-2058 (685 amino acids)
Source: RefSeq, a predicted model, not a curated record